Messenger RNA from Morchella sextelata, 501 nucleotides. RefSeq lists its product as uncharacterized. The transcript is spliced from 7 exons. The record is from RefSeq and is a predicted model, not a curated record. Lineage: Eukaryota; Fungi; Ascomycota; Pezizomycetes; Pezizales; Morchellaceae. The coding region runs from base 1 to 501 and encodes 166 amino acids.
AUGGCCUCGUCUUCAUUCACUCAGUAUCAAUACCUAGAUAGGGUCCAUGCUUGUUUCUGUGCGGCGAAUCGCCUCCGCCAGUCGGAACAGCAGCUUCCAUGUCUUGUCUCGCUCUUUCGGCGACAACAAGAGUCAUUAGAAACUGAUACAUCUCAUUGCACUUGUCUCAACUGCCGGUGUAGGGAACUAGCAUGUGAAGAUCCUGCCCUUAGACAACAUCUAUUAUUCAUGGCUUCACCUGUGUUUCUCGAAACUUCAUCAGUUGCUAAUAUACUUAAAGAUGAUGCUUCGUUUCCAUACUGGGUAAUCAAACUCAUUGCCAAUAUUGACACUCAUGUCGUCAAAGAUAAACCAAAACUAAGUCCCCAAUUCGAAGCACAUCAAAUUGUAGAUCUUAUAUCUACAGGAGCAGAACCUGAUACCAAAUAUUUUCUUUGCACAAAGUGCACUCAAGUGGACGCACAUCGCGCGCACACACUCACACUUUCCUUAUUAGAAUAG